GUUCAAUGUUUAUAUUUUUAUUUAAUUCAUGGAUAAUUAUCUAACUAAUUAAAUGUAUCUACCUCUUCACAAUGUUUCCGGCCGUAAAUAUUUUAUACGUAUUCCAGUUACAAAACUGGGGUUCUUCACGGUUUCAUUACCAUUAUUUGCAUUCACAACUUGUGUACUUCUAACGAUGUACAAAGACUUUGAAAAGGCAAAUCAUACUCACUGUCAAGUUCCCAAUAUAUUUCCGUCGAUAUCAGCAUCUAUAGGUAACUACGAACCCCAAAGUACAAUAUGGAAAACCGCUAUCUAUAUUCAUGCACCCGUGAGAUUUUUUAUCAUCUAUUUACGAUGGGAAUACUAUAAAAGUGUCAUCAGAGAAAAUUGUAUUAUGAUAGUAAAAAUGGCAGUAUUUUUAAAUAUAAUUGAGAAUUUAGCCUUAUUAGGAUUAACCCACUGGACGUCUUCCCAAAAUUACCCAUAUCAUGAAGUAUGUUUUAAAACAUUCAUAGGUGCAUCAAUCAUUUAUAUGUUCUUCACAUGUAUGAUGCUAACAAAAUAUAGAAGAAGGCCAAAUAUAACAUCAUUAGAAAUGCACUCUGUAAAACUAAAAUGGAGAUCCUUUUUUGUGAAUGUUGGUUCAUUCGCAUUUGCUGCUUAUUUCUUCCUGAGGCACAAUAGACUAUGUGAGCCAUAUGUUUACUCGAUGUUUGGAUUCUCAGAAUACAUAGUAGUCAUCAGCAAUAUAACAUUCCAUUUGACAACUGUUUAUGAUCUUCAAGUACAGUUUGUCUAUUUUAGUAAAAGAGGCAUCGCUACUGAAUGACUGGCAUAAUUUAAGUGCAAGAUGAACAAAAGUAGUUGACUAAUGAGAUGCUCUGAACAAAAUGACUUCCUUCACAAUAAAAUUCUAUUGUUAAGUUUAAGCUCCAAAACCAUUGAUUUAUGUUAAUUUACAAAUCAUUGUAACAACAAUAAUCUCUUUUUUUAAACUCUGUAUUAUAAAUAUGAGUAUCUUCCUAUCUUUUAAGUGUCAAUUAUGUAUCAUAUUUUCCAUAUUUAUUACUAAUUUAGCAAACUGAAUUUUGGCUUUGAAUUUCUUUGUAAUAUAUUACACUAACUAUAUGACAGAAUUCAUGACUUGGAACUGCUCUCACUAAACCAAUAUUUAUAAUGCAUACUUAUUAUAACUUAGAAUAGUAUUUUCACUAACAAAUUAUAAAUCAUGUCAUCCAAUGCAAGGCUAAUAAAAGGUGGUUAGUAGAAUAGGAGGUUUUGUUUUGUUAAAAAAAAGUUAUGAAUUAGUUGUAAAUAAUUUAUAUUUAACAAAUUAUAAUAAUAUACAAAAUAAAGAAAUAUGUAUUGUUAUGAA
Ostrinia nubilalis (European corn borer) is the source of this 1357-nucleotide messenger RNA. RefSeq names its product post-GPI attachment to proteins factor 2 (gene PGAP2). Lineage: Eukaryota; Metazoa; Arthropoda; Insecta; Lepidoptera; Crambidae. The transcript is spliced from 3 exons. Bases 53 to 811 code for a protein of 252 amino acids. Gene Ontology annotation, cellular component: endoplasmic reticulum membrane; Golgi membrane. The record is from RefSeq and is a predicted model, not a curated record. Gene Ontology annotation, biological process: GPI anchor biosynthetic process.